AUGGACAAGUUCACAAAGUGGAUCGAGGCCCGGCUGAUUGCGAUGAUCAAGUCUGAGCAGGCCGUGGAAUUUUUCCUUGACAUCAUCCACUACAUGGGAGUACCGAACUCAAUCAUCAUGAACAAUGGUACACAAUUUAUGGGAAAGGAAUUCCUCAAGUUCUACGAUGACUACCAUAUUCGAGUUGAUUGGGCCGCCGUGGUGCACCCCUGCACAAAUGGGCAAGUCAAACGAGCGAACGGCAUGGACGUCCCCAGUCGGGCGACCAGUUUCUCCCCUUUCUUCAUGGUCUAUGGUUCUGAGGCAGUGGUCCUGACCGACCUAGACUAUGGAACGCCCAAGGCCAGGGCGUACAACGAGCAAGGAGCAGAGGCGUCUCUCGAGGACGCGAUGGACCAGCUCGACGAGGCAUGCGAUGUCGCACUACUUCGAUCGGCCAUGUACCAGCAGGCGCUGCGACGGUACCACAACCGUCGAGUGUGGGGCUGCGUGUUCAACGUUGGCGACUUGGUGCUACAGCUCGUCCAGAGCAACAAAGACCAUCACAAGCUCUCCUUGCUCUAG
Messenger RNA from Panicum hallii, 564 nucleotides. RefSeq lists its product as uncharacterized. Gene Ontology annotation, molecular function: nucleic acid binding. NCBI's taxonomy places the organism in Eukaryota, Viridiplantae, Streptophyta, Magnoliopsida, Poales, Poaceae. The record is from RefSeq and is a predicted model, not a curated record. The coding region runs from base 1 to 564 and encodes 187 amino acids. The transcript is spliced from 2 exons. Gene Ontology annotation, biological process: DNA integration.